AUGACAAUGGCCGGCGAAUCAAACGCGGUGCUCUCUCUCCAGCACCCCCUUCUUCUGCCGCUGUUGACGGCUGCCAAAUCCUCAGACGCGAAAGAAGCGUUGCAAGCUCUCGCAUCGGCCGCGAGGUCGGAUGCCGGCCGCUCCGACCUAGCUUCGAAGAAUGUUCUCCCCGACGUUCUACGGUUCGUGCGAUCUCUCCCUUGUCCUGAACACCUCGUUUUAGCUCUGAGACUUUUGAGAAACCUGUGUGCUGGAGAAAUUGCCAAUCAGAACUCCUUCCUCGAUUUUAAUGGCGCCGGGAUUAUUUCCGCGGCUCUGGUAUCUGCGGGGCUUAACCCUGACUCGGGUCCGGUCAUAAUCCGGGCUGGAUUGCAAGUCCUGGCGAAUGUCGGCUUGGCUGGUGUUGAACAUCAGCGAGCUAUUUGGGACGAGUUCUUCCCUAAAGUGUUUAUUGCUAUUGGAAGCAUUGGAAGAAAGGAGAUUUCUGAUCCUCUGUGUAUGAUUCUGUACGCUUGUUGUGAUGGAAGCCCUGCCCUAUUUUCUCAACUUGUUGGGGAGGAAGGACUUCCUGUUGUUGUCGAAAUCGUGAAGACCGCUUCUCUAGUUGGUUUUGAGGAAGAUUGGUUGAAGCUGAUUGUGUCCAGGAUCUGCAUAGAUGAAAAUCUCUUCCAUUCCUUGUUUCCGGGAUUAUAUCGCAUUGGCAUGUCUGAUGAUAAGGGCAAGGCUACCAACAGCAGCACUAGUUUCUCAUCCGAACAAGCUUACCUUCUGGGGAUGGUGUCAGAGAUCUUGUGUGAGAGGUUGGAGGAGAUAAGAACACUCUCAGUUGAUUUUGCACUCUGUGUUUUGGGUAUAUUCAAGGACUCUGCUGAUGUACUUGAGCAGCAUGUCUCUGGAGCCAAAUCUAAGCUUCCAACUGGGUCUGCUUCGAUCGACAUUCUUGGAUACUCGCUCACCGUUCUAAAGCACAUAUGUGGCAUUGCCUUUGUGGAAGAUUCAGAAGAAGAUGUUGUUUCUUUGCUCGUGUCUCGUGGACUACUGGAGACCCUUUUAGGGUUUCUUCGAAUCCUCGAACUCCCAAGCACGAUAAGGAGAGGCACGAGAGGGGAAGGAACUGAGCGAGCGGAUACUUCUUUCUCUGGUAAGCCGUGCCCUUACAUUGGGUUUAGAAGAGACAUUGUAGGAGUGAUAGGAAACUGUUCGUACAGAAGGAAGCGCGUGCAGGACCAGAUUAGGGAUGCUAAUGGGCUUCUCCUUCUGUUGCAACAAUGUGUUACGGAUGAUGAUAACCCGUUCUUGAGAGAGUGGGGAAUAUGGGCUAUGAGGAAUGUGUUGGAGGGGAAUGCUGAGAACCAGCAGGCGGUUGCUGAAUUGGAGGUGCAGGGGACUGUUCAAAUGCCUGAACUAGGAGGUCUUGGUCUCAAAGUGGAGGUGGAUCAAAAGUCGGGACGAGCAAAGCUUGUGAAUACAUCUCCAUCUUCAUUGAAACCCCCCAGCAUGAGUAGCUCCAUGGAUUUUGAUAUGUAA
Linum tenue is the source of this 1527-nucleotide messenger RNA. The record is from the annotation of a GenBank genome assembly. Lineage: Eukaryota; Viridiplantae; Streptophyta; Magnoliopsida; Malpighiales; Linaceae.